This is a messenger RNA of Nicrophorus vespilloides, 3819 nucleotides long. Its product is annotated as lysosomal-associated transmembrane protein 4B. Gene Ontology annotation, cellular component: lysosomal membrane. Bases 133 to 1251 code for a protein of 372 amino acids. NCBI's taxonomy places the organism in Eukaryota, Metazoa, Arthropoda, Insecta, Coleoptera, Silphidae. The record is from RefSeq and is a predicted model, not a curated record. The transcript is spliced from 6 exons.
UCACGGCUCAUUACGACCUUGGUAUUGUUGUGAAGUUUAUGGUGUGUGAAUUUUCGCUGGAAAAAUUGCAUCAUAUUUAAGGAAAUUUCGUGGGGCUUUCGCAGAAUUUACUGAUUGAUUCCGUGCUGUGAAAUGUUUCCAAUGCGCCUCAAGAUAGGCCCAUCGAGGAACAAUGAGUGGAGGUGUUGCUUCUGCUUGCAUGUCCGUACAGCGACAACCCUGCUGGGAAUAUGGCACUUGAUUCUGCAUGUGUUGGCGCUGGCCGUUUUGGCUUUGAUGAUGAGGAACCAUCACUACCAUCUGGAGAAGGCUGUGUCGGAAGAUGUGGAUCCAGGUAAUUUAUUGCCCACUCCAUUGAGCAAGAUUAAGGAUGAAGAUAAUCCGUAUUACUUGCCAACAACUCAAGACGGACACCCCAUUCACACAUCCGAGGUGGACAUGGGUGCUUUGACGACUGUUUGCACUCUCGCAAUAACGCUGCUCCUCGUCUACGGGACUACAAAGGGAAAGGGCUCGCAUCUGUUGCCGUUCUUCUGUUUCCAGCUGUUUGAUUUCGUCAUUACAGCUUUAUCGGUGACCGGUUACUUCUGCUACUUAAGGUCUGUUCACUUCUUCGUGAACGAACACUGGCAGAGCUUGCCCUACCGCAGACAACUGCUCCAGCUGAGUCCCCAUUACCUCUCUCUGAUCGUCGUCGCCGCCUUCUUCGUGACCAUGCUCUGGAAGGCCUACUGCAUCAGCAUCGUGUGGCGUUGCUACAAGUACCUGACCUACUACCAGCAGACCACCAGGAGCACCGUGCAUUACAUCAUGCCCGUGGAUAGAGUUGAGCGCGUCCCGGAGCCGGACUACUCGUCCCUUUUGCCCGAUUACGAUGCGGCUUGCGCCAGCGCCAUGAAGCAGCCGCCACCGCCUUCGUACCAGGCCGCCAUGGAAGCAGGAACUUUCCCCGAGUGCGGCAUUCACGUCAUCAACGUUCCAUCUCCGACCGUCGAAGAAGAUGCCCAACAGCAGCAGCAGCCGCAGAGCACCGUAGCUAGCUGCACUUGCGAGGUCGCCUACCCCGAACCGAUCCCCAUCGAAGCCGAGCAAGAACAAGCCGCGACCAUCGAGGGAAUCACCGUCACCACUCCGAUGCCGAACACCGCUGCUGCUGCCGCCGAGGAGUCCAGGGAAGAGAUAGAAGUCGUCGUGAAGGAGAUCGUCGAGGAGGCCGCGGCUAAAGCCGAGAGCGCCGGACGGAAGGAGUAAGAAGGCGAUCAUCGAAUCCGCAACCCCUCUUCUAUAUAUUUUCUUUAAUCGAUAAUUUUAUGCCGCAUAUUAUUAUUAUUUUUUCCGUAAGUUAUUUAUUUGUGGAGAGGCACAAAGCAAAGCAAGUCUAUUAAUUACUAUUAUUAUCGAUCGAUCGAGUUCUUGUACAAAAUAUGUUUUGCGCGCGAAGCGGAGGAAAUCCAAGCAGAUUAAUUCACCUCUUCGCAUCAGCUUUUUUUGCAAUUACAAACUUAAUUUUAUCCACUACCCGAUAAGUUUCAAACAUGCGUGCCCUUAGUUAAUCUAUUCCAAGUAUUUUGUUUAACACUUAAGUUUACUUUAAAACUUGGUCGCGAGGUUGAGAACGAGAGAAAGAAAAAGAGAGUUGGCGUUGAACGCGCCAAAUAUUAAUAAUUAUUUCGAUGUGAUGGAUGAAUUCCUCAAAACAUUCUCAAAUUUUAUUUAUAUAUUAUUAUUUUUUUUUUUAAUACGAAUUUAUUUUUAUUUUAUGUACGGAAAUUGAUGGUUUUAAUUUGGAAUUAUUUGUAUGCAAGGUCUGUGGCGGAUAUAUCAUACUAUAUAUAUAGUACCUACAUAUAUAUUAAAUAAUUCAUUUAUUGUUUAUUUUUAUUUUAACUUCUUCCUUUUUAUUGAUUUCUUUUCUUGUUUUAGUGAUGUAAUCUGGAUAGCAUAAAUGAGCAGCAAAUGUAGAUGAUGGUCGAAGAAGAUGAAGAUGUUUUAGGUGCACGGAAUUCUCUCUAUAGCACAAGAAUUAGUCAAGAAUCAUGAAAACGAAUAUUUCGAGCCAAAAAAAUACAAAAAAAAUAUAUAUAUAUAUAUAAGAUAAAUUAUAUUAUAUACUUAACUGGAAGUGGUCGAGGAGAAGAGAUAACACUAAUAUUUAGAUACAUUACAUAUUAAGAAAAAAAUAUAAUUGAAUGUUAUUACGUUUACACUUGAUUGUGUAUGAAUCGAUAGAAGAGAACUAAAGAUUAUUGCUGAAACACAUUGAUCGAAUCGAAUGGCGAUGCGAACUAUUAUGCACUUACUAUUCGCUCUAUAUGGUAAAUAAUUUUUAUGAAAUCGCAUGUUAAAUUAAUUGAAGAUGCGCACGAGAUUGUUCGCUUCCGAAUGCUCCGAUUUGUGUAAAGCUAAAACUGCGUCACGACUGUGUGGAGUCGAGUUGCAGUUUUUCUUUGUUAACUCGCGAUGAAUCCGACGUUCGUUUCCCCCCCAUGAAUUAAACGGCAAUUCGAGCCGGGAACGUUGGAUUCAAACUGCGUUUGUUUCAAUUUGGUAGACGCGAUUAAAACACUUUGCAUCCAAAGAAAUUUGGAUUCGAACUGUUUUCUUCAUCGGGCGUUGGAAAAUCUGUUCAUUCUGUGCGCGUUUGUAUCGUUAGAGAGAGAGAGGAUGAAGUUAAGUGUGCAACCAAAGAGAGUAGGAAAAAAAAAAGAAGGAAAAUGCUGUAAUGAAAUCUCGUCAUAUCACCCCAAACUCGGCAAUAACGAUGGAAACUACAGGGUAUAUAAAAUGAUCUUUUUUCGAGUCGUGUUCGAGAGUCGAGCGCGACCUUUAACUUGUUGUUAAUAUGAUGAUGAUGAUGAUUAAGUAAGAGAAUGUUGAUCGAGCGAUGAUUUCGGAUUUCGUUCACUUGACAAGUAUAGUUUCGUUGAACUGAUGAUGAUGAUGGAUAUAUUUUUUUAGAUUGAAUUGGAUGAUGAUGAUAAAGUAUAGUUUCUGCGCAGAUUCACAAUGUCGUGCUGAAUCGUGUGAUUUGACGAUUUUUGCAAAUUGAGUAAAGAUUGAAGGAGAACAAAUCUUUGGUGCCGAUUUAUAUUUGUAAUUUAAUAAUAAUAAUAGAGUAAUUCCAACAAAAAAAAAAUAUAUGUACUUAGGAAAUUUUUUGCAUGCGUCUAAACUACUAUUACUACUACUAAACUAUUACUAAUUACUACUUAAGUCGGUGUAAUUAAUUAAGUUUAAUAUCAUCACCCAAUAUUAUUAACGUGGAGGAAUUGCUGUGAUCCAGCAAGCGUCGUUACUAAUCCAGAAGAAGAAGCAGUGAUUAUACAGAGAAAAAGUCCCGUUUCUAGUGUACACAUCCCACAUAUUAUAUAUAUUUUACAUAUACAAGACAUAAAAACAAAGAAAUUAUUAACGAAAUACUCUAUUUUCUGAUAGCGUUUUUUAAAUAUCGUUUUCGCUUAGGACAAUGUUUCCUCUACUUUCCACGUCAUUCCGUUUUUCUUCCGUUCGGUUUUCUUUUUUCUCCAUUGUUACACGAUUAAACUAAAUUAUUAUUAUUAUUGUCAUGUCUUGACUUGUUCUGAUUGGAGGUCGGAUCAGAAAGGUCAAUCUUCCAAUGAGAAAGAUUAUGUGAAAAGGAGGAGGAGCUACCUGAUGAUGGUCCGCCCUUCAAGAGAACAAAACAAAAGUCCGACAUUUUACUAUAUCCUAAAACUAAAUAUAUAUAUAUACAUAUAAGAAAAUUAUAUAUUGUAUAAUCAUGUGUAUUUAUGCUGAGUAUUGAAAUAAAGGAUAUCUGUUGAGCAUUGAAAAAGCACA